This is a messenger RNA of Ochotona princeps (American pika), 1644 nucleotides long. It is a transcript of the gene TSKS, whose product is annotated as testis specific serine kinase substrate. The coding region runs from base 1 to 1620 and encodes 539 amino acids. The transcript is spliced from 10 exons. Lineage: Eukaryota; Metazoa; Chordata; Mammalia; Lagomorpha; Ochotonidae. Gene Ontology annotation, cellular component: centriole. Gene Ontology annotation, molecular function: protein kinase binding. The record is from RefSeq and is a predicted model, not a curated record.
AUGGCGGUGGUGUCGGCUCCAGACCUCGCCGGACAGGGCGCAGCACAGCGGGCGCUGGCAGGCGGGGACCAGGCAGAAAGGACCCCACGGGCAAAGCCGAAGCGCCGAGCCGGCCGAGGGGGAGGAGGGCGGACGGGCGGACGGGCGGGCGGGCUGGCAGGCCGUGGCACCGCCCCUGAGCCCGCCCCUGCUCUGCGCCCCGGUUCGCUCUCAGCCGCCCAUUGGAAACGGCUGCUGCCGCUCAAACGCGAGCUCACGCCUAUUCACUACUCCAUUGGCCUCACGAGUGGGGUCAACAGUGGACUGGUCCGAGCCAAAGACUCCAUCACCAGCUUGAAGGAAAAAACCACGAGGGUUAAUCAGCACGUGCAGAGCCUGCAGAGUGAGUGCUCCGUGCUGAGUGAGAACCUGGAAAGAAGGCGGCAGGAGGCAGAAGAGCUAGAAGGGUACUGCACUCAGCUCAAGGAGAACUGCCGGAAGGUGACCCGAUCGGUGGAAGAUGCUGAAAUUAAAACCAACGUCUUGAAGCAGAACUCUGCCCUGCUAGAGGAGAAGCUGCGCUACCUCCAGCAGCAACUGCAGGACGAGACGCCCCGGAGGCAGGAGGCCGAGCUGCAGGAGCUGGAGCAGAAGCUGGAAGCUGGCCUCUCCCGACACGGCCUGGGCCUCACGCCGCCGCCCCAGGGCUGCUCGGGCCCGCCCGGGAGCCCAGACGAGCUCCCCAGGCUGCGUGGCCUGCUCCCCGGAGGCUGGGGCCUGGGACCCCGAGGAGGGGACAGCCUUUACGGGAGCGAGCAGGAGUUACAGAAGGUCUCCACGGGCCUCGAAGAGCUGAGGAGGGAAGUGUCUUCGCUGACUGCCCGGUGGCAUCAGGAGGAGGGGGCGGUGCAGGAGGCCCUGCGGCUGCUCGGGGGCCUGGGCGGCAGGCUCGACGGCUUCCUGGGCCAGUGGGAGCGGGCACAGCGUGAGCAGGCACAGACUGCGCGGGGCCUGCAGGAGCUGCGGGGCCGUGCGGACGAACUAUGCACCAUGAUGGAGCGGUCAGCAGUGUCUGUGGCUUCGCUGAGGAGCGAACUGGAGGGGCUAGGCCCAGUGAAACCGAUUCUAGAGGAGCUGGGGCGGCAAUUGCAAAACUCUCGAAGGGGGUCUGACCUGUCCAUGAACUUGGAUCGGUCUCCCCAAGGCUCCUGUGCCCGUUGUGCCAGCCAGGGGCAACUGUCCACGGAGUCCCUGCAGCAGCUGCUGGAGCGUGCAUUGAUGCCGCUGGUGGAUGAAGUGAAGCAGAGGGGUCUGGCUCCGGCCUGCCCUAGUUGCCAGAGGUUGCACAAGAAGAUUCUGGAGCUGGAGCGCCAAGCCUUGGCCAAGCACGUCAGGGCCGAGGCCCUGAGCUCCACCCUUCGGCUGGCCCAAGACGAGGCCAUGCGGGCCAAGAACCUGCUGCUAACGGACAAGAUGAAGCCGGAGGAGAAGGUGGCCACUCUGGACUAUCUACACCUGAAGAUGUGUUCUCUACACGAUCAGAUCAGCAACCUGCCACUUGAGGGGCCCACGGGGACAAUGGGGGGAGGAAGUACUGGGGGGACUCCCCCAAAACGUGGGGGCCCAGCCCCUGAGCAGUAAAAUAGCCCCUCAUGCUGGCAUGAA